This is a messenger RNA of Fusarium keratoplasticum, 1818 nucleotides long. Its product is annotated as Beta-lactamase domain-containing protein. The transcript has a single exon. The record is from RefSeq and is a predicted model, not a curated record. NCBI's taxonomy places the organism in Eukaryota, Fungi, Ascomycota, Sordariomycetes, Hypocreales, Nectriaceae. Bases 1 to 1818 code for a protein of 605 amino acids.
AUGUUUUCCCGGCAAUCCCUUCUCGCUCUUCUCUCCUUGUCGGGUUCCCCCGUUUUGGCCGACUUCCUCGGCCCUCGAUACCCUCCCCCCACAGACCUGACUAGCAAAGACAGCCAUGUCAUCGCUGGAUGGGAAAAUCUUACCGAAACCUUGCAAGGGUAUUUGGAGAUUAGCCCAGAAGAAGACCCUGUUCUCAGCACAUUGAAGAACACCACCUUUUCCGUCGGCCUCUUCUCAACUCGCGAUGAUGGGGCGGCCAGCAAGUUCCAGUUCCACUAUAAUUCCCCCACGACCAAGGGGGCUAAAUACGGUACCAAGGAGGUCGACGGCGACACUAUCUACGGGAUCGCUAGUAUAACCAAGCUCUUCACCGUCUAUUCCGCCCUCAUGAACCUGGAUCCUGUCGACUGGGAGCGUCCCUUGACCUAUUUCUUCCCGCAGCUUGUCGACACAGCCAAGGAGGCAAGAGACAACCCGGCAGAGCACAUCCAGUGGGACAAGAUCACUCCUUUGGCAUUGGCCAACCAAAUUAGCGGUGUUCCCCGCGAUGGGUGGCCGUUAUUCACAACUGGCGAAAAGUUGGUCGGUGACACGGCGGCGGCACUUGGACUUCCACCCCUGAACAUGCAGAAGGACCCUCAGUUGUCAACCAUGCCAUGCAGCAACUUCUCAGACCCAAACAUUACGAGCUGCGCUGAUGAUUAUGACAACUAUGUCGGGAGCCAGGAGAAUCGCCCACCAACCUUUCUCCCAUGGGCUAAUCCGGCCUAUGCCAACACGGGCUUCAUCAUCCUGGGAGCCGUCCUACAAAACCUCACCGGCAAGUCACUCGACGAGCAAUUCAGCAGCGACAUCUUUGAUCCGCUUGGAAUGUCGAGGACUUACACCGAAGCCCCUCCCAAAAACAAAUGGGACAACGCCGUCAUCCCCGUCAACAACGACACGGAGCUCGAGUUAAUGUACUUGCUGACCCCCGAUCCCGCCAAGAGCUCGGGCACAUUGCUGUCCACCUUGAAUGAUCUUACAAAGUUUGGCUCAAGCAUCCUCAACUACACCCUUCUCUCAGGUGACGUCACUCGCAAGUGGAUGAAGCCCCAUACGCACACUGCACGAUUGGACUACUCUGUUGGCGGCCCUUGGGAGAUCCCUCGCUAUGUUCAUCCCGAGACGGGGCUGGUCAUUGAUCUUUACACUAAAUCAGGGGACGCGGGUUUAUUCAGCUCUUUCCUUGUUUUGGUUCCCGAGUUUGAGAUUGGCUUCUCGGUCCUGGCAGCGUCAUCUGACAGAGCGUUACGAGCUCUGAUUGCUGGCAAGAUAGGCGAUGCGGUGGUAAAUGCCAUCAUGCCUGCACUCUUGGAGCAAGCGGCUUCUGAAGCCGAGAAAAACUAUGGCGGUACCUAUGUUUCCACAGCAGAGGGACUAAACUCCUCCAUCACCAUCACCCGAAACAAGACAGAGGGUGCGCCCCCUGGUCUAACCAUCUCGAGGUUCAUUUCCAACGGCACAGACUAUCUCCUCGCGGAAUCCAAGGCCAGUGGAGCACCCAAUGACCCAGAUACCAUGCCUAAUCGCCUCGUCCCAACCGUGGUAGACGAGAAGUCGGGUCGAGUCGCAAUGCGCGCCUUGACAGCAAUGGACGCCCCGAAGCUGAGCAAAGGCACAAUCUCUGGUAUUCUCUCGGCUGAUUGGACCACGGUUGGAGGGGCUACCUAUGGAGCUCUAGAUAUGGGCCUCUAUAUUUUUGACGUGGAUGAUGAUGGCAAGGCGACGGAGGUGAGUCCUCUUGCAUUCAGGACGACGCUGAAGCGGAAGGACUGA